AUGGUGGAGGAGAAAAAAUGGAAAUUUUUAUUAAAACUUUAACUGGAAAAACAAUUACUUUAGAUAUCCAAUCAAAAGAUACAAUCGGCGAUAUCAAGAAAUAAAUAUCAAAUAAGGAAUGAAUCAAUCAUGAUUAGUAUAGCUAAUUUUUGCAGGAUAAAAUUUAUAAGAUGA
Molecule: messenger RNA, 174 nt
Organism: Paramecium primaurelia
Lineage: Eukaryota; Ciliophora; Oligohymenophorea; Peniculida; Parameciidae
Source: the annotation of a GenBank genome assembly